AUGAGGAUCGCCACACUUCAAUUUGCGCCGAAGCUGGGUGAUGUUGAGGGGAACAUCACUCGUGCGAAUGAAUUGUUGAAACGAGGGAAAGUCAUCGCGUGUGAUGGAUCGUCGGAAAGGAUGGAGGUUGGAAUCGACGGUCUACGACCUGAUCUUCUUGUUUUGCCAGAAUUGGCUUUGACGGGAUACAAUUUUCCUUCGCGGGAGGCCAUCAAGCCGUUUCUGGAGACUGCUGGUGAUGGAGUCAGUUUCAGAUGGGCUUGCGAAACUGCCAAACGGCUGCAUUGUAAGGUUUGCAUAGGCUAUCCAGAGAUUGAGAAUUGUCGCGAAGGCUCGGCCUCAACCAAGUAUUACAAUUCGCUACUUGUGGUUGAUGAGUCGGGUACGGUGAUUCACAACUACCGCAAAAGCUUUCUGUUCAUGACUGAUGAGACCUGGGCUGACGAGGGGGAUGUGGAGCUGGGAACUUGUACGCUCCCGUUUUCAUCGUCGAAUGAGUCGUCUGAGCCCAAGAUGGACAGUUCCCAUCAAAGCAGCGAAGAAGAACCCGCUCGUCGACAAGUUCCUACUUCCUUCGGUAUCUGUAUGGACAUCAACCCUUACAAGUUUGAGGCGCCUUACAAAGCCUACGAAUUUGCCAACCGAGUGCGAGAUGCGGGUUCGCAGCUCGUAGUGUUGUCCAUGGCCUGGUUGACGCAUAUGAGUCAGCAAGAAAUGACCAACCUGCGUGGGAAGCCUGACAUGGACACUUUCAGCUACUGGCUCAACCGUUUCAUGCCGCUGAUAGAGAAGAGGAUGCGGCACGUGGGCGACAUUGAUGGCGACUCGCUGCGCACCCCAGAUGAGACCGAGAUCAAGAGGGCGGUUCUCGUCUUUGCGAAUCGCGCUGGAGAAGAGCCCAGUGCAGAUGACACAAAGCCUGCAGCGCGGUAUGCGGGGACAAGCACGGUCAUUGCUGUGACGCAGCGGACUCGGAAGGCUGCAGCCGGGACUACAUCCGGGUUGGAGUCACGAGAGAAGCACCCUGCAGGUAUGAUCGACCUGGAAAAGACCAGUGAGGAUGCGAGCGUGGUCGAUACCAAGAUCGUCUGCUGGGAUCUCUUGGGCGCGGCGGAGGAAGGGAUUUGUUUUGCGGAUACCACGGCAGAGCCCAAAAUGGUGUUCCGGCUGAAGCGCAGAGAAGGUCAAGGCGACUCGGACGAGGAAUCAGAUGAAUCAGAGUAA
Messenger RNA from Penicillium oxalicum, 1224 nucleotides. RefSeq names its product putative protein N-terminal asparagine amidohydrolase. The record is from RefSeq and is a predicted model, not a curated record. NCBI's taxonomy places the organism in Eukaryota, Fungi, Ascomycota, Eurotiomycetes, Eurotiales, Aspergillaceae. The transcript has 2 exons. Gene Ontology annotation, molecular function: protein-N-terminal glutamine amidohydrolase activity; protein-N-terminal asparagine amidohydrolase activity. Gene Ontology annotation, biological process: protein catabolic process. Bases 1 to 1224 code for a protein of 407 amino acids.